UUUUCAGGUAUCAAUGGUGGAGGCACCGGGGACUUUUGUAGAGGUGAAUGACACUCGAGUAAUUAUUGGAAAAGGACUGUCACUCGAUUCAAUUAAAUUCCCUGAUUUCCACAUGUUCGACACAAACUGGAAAAUGAAAUUGCAUGCCGAAUGGAGCGAAGAACUUGGAACCGACGUAGUUUCGAUCAAGCUUCGGCACCGGAGGAGAAAUGUUGAUGAUAUCUGGAGUAUGGAUGCAACAGUCAAAAUUCAUUUUGAACAAGACUGGCUGAAAGGCGAGGUACAAGUAGAUUCCCAAUUUUCGAAUCAAGGUCAAGAAAUUGAGAUUCCCAACUGUGGAACGGUUGUGGGCAAAUUAAAUUCUUCAGAAAUCCAUCUCUGUGUUCACAUAUUUAUGCAGAUAAAUCAGUCAAAAGGAAUUCAACUUCGGAACUACAUCGACUUCGCACGACCAAUCCCCAUUUUUUCAGACACUAUAGUUCUGGUGGAUGGCGUUAAAUUCCAUGUAAAUCGAAUGAUUCUCUCAAUGGCUUCGCCUAUCUUCUUGGAAGCAUUUGUCACUAAUUUCGAUGAAAGAUCCUUGGAGUUGUGCAAUAUCUCUGCGCCGGAUUUUCGUCGAAUUCUUAACAUUAUCUAUCCACCUCAUCUGCCUCCAAAGCAGUGGAUCAAAGAGAGUGAUUUGGUUGAGCAAUUCGAACACAUUCAACGGAUUCUUCGAAUUGGAAAAUCACUUCAAAUUUCAAUCGUGUUGGAAGUUGCUGACAAAUGGCUGGUUAAAUACGGGCGGCACAAAUUAGGAGACACACUUCACUUGGCACAAGCGUUCGGGCUACGGGAGUUGAUGGGCUCCAAACUUGCCAAGAUGCGAUCUUUAGAAGAAAUAAAGAAAUGCCAAGACCAAAUUCAAGUAUUAAGUUGCAAGACGAAAGCCCUGAUUCUGGACCGCAUUCUAAGCACUCUGUAGACCUGCACACGUUAUUCAUAAUUCUAAUCACGUCAUUAUUUUUUUAAAAGAAGCUUCUAUCAGCUUUAUAUCGCAAAGAUCCUCACCAAACAAUCUGUCAUAUUUUUACCAUGCUUACUGUACCAUUGUUAUUCACAUCGUUUUAAUAAUGAAAUUUGUUCUAUUU
Caenorhabditis elegans is the source of this 1130-nucleotide messenger RNA. RefSeq names its product BTB domain-containing protein (gene Y43E12A.3). The record is from RefSeq and is marked reviewed. Bases 14 to 964 code for a protein of 316 amino acids. The transcript is spliced from 5 exons. NCBI's taxonomy places the organism in Eukaryota, Metazoa, Nematoda, Chromadorea, Rhabditida, Rhabditidae.